Messenger RNA from Phytophthora sojae, 948 nucleotides. RefSeq lists its product as hypothetical. The record is from RefSeq and is a predicted model, not a curated record. The coding region runs from base 1 to 948 and encodes 315 amino acids. Gene Ontology annotation, molecular function: protein dimerization activity. The transcript is spliced from 4 exons. Lineage: Eukaryota; Oomycota; Peronosporomycetes; Peronosporales; Peronosporaceae.
AUGCAAGGGGUGUGCGGCGCCAUGUACGACGGUUGGUCGUGCAGCUUAGAGCACUAUGUUGCUCUAUUUGGCGUGUUCUGCAAGAACGGGAAACUUGAGCAACCGCUCCUUGCUAUUGAAGCAAUGGGAGAGGGCGAUCUGACGGCCCCAACACAUUGCGCAUUCAUCACGCGCGUGUUCGAGAAAUACAACCAAUCACUGGAGAGCUUGGCGUUUUUGAUUGGCGACAAUUGCGCCACCAACCGAACAACUGCGACACGCCUCGAGGUCCCGCUGAUUGGCUGUGCAUCUCACCGCUUUAACUUGGCGGUGAACAAGUACCUGGAGGACUACACGGACGAGGUGAGCGCAGUGAGCGCGCUGAUGCAAGUGUUGCGCACCAUCAACAAUCGCGCUGCGUUGAAGGACCAGACGAAGCUGUCGCCGCUGCGCCCGAACGUGACCCGUUGGGCUCAACCUUCAAGAUGUUGCCUUUUCGAGGACCUACGGAUGUUCGACAGCGUCACCGUUGCACUCCAGUCCGACGACCUGUCACUCGCAGAUCUCGGCCCCACGGCAAGCAUCGUGCACUCUCCCAGCUUCGAGACGGCUGCUGUGAAGCGCAAGGCCAUUCGUCAUUUCGAGGUCUCAACAGCGCCAGCGGCCGUGGGAAGUAAGCGCAAGGAGAGGGACGAAAACGACGACGCGCAGAAGAAGAAGAACUUCGCGGCCGCCGUCCUGAAGACUAAGAAGAUGAGCGCAGCGCAGGGUGGGCUAUCGCUGUAUUCGGAACUGCUGAAGAGGAUGCCCCCUACGAGCAACCGCUGCGAGCGCCUGUUUUCUCAAGCCAAGUUGGUGAUCACGCCACAGCGGUGGUCGUUGUUGCCUGAGAAUUUGGAAAUGUUGAUGUUUUUACGUGCGAACAGGCACUACUGGGACAUCAACACGGUCAACGACGUCUCCAACUGA